Molecule: messenger RNA, 2521 nt
Organism: Triplophysa rosa
Lineage: Eukaryota; Metazoa; Chordata; Actinopteri; Cypriniformes; Nemacheilidae
Gene: hid1b
Product: HID1 domain containing b
Exons: 19
Coding region: 42-2471 (809 amino acids)
Cellular component (GO): membrane; Golgi trans cisterna; Golgi medial cisterna
Source: RefSeq, a predicted model, not a curated record
UGGCGUCGCAGACAGUCACCUGGAGUUGGACAGCUGGUGAGAUGGGCAAUUCCGACUCUAAACUUCUCUUCAGAAAAGCGGUGAUACAGCUUACAACCAAAACACAGCCUGUAGAGGCCUGUGAUGAUGUGUUCUGGGAUCAGUUCUGGGCCAACGUGGAUUUGACAGCGCAGGAUAUUUUUGCGUUGAUUCCUGCUGCUGAGAUCCGCGCGGUGAGAGAGGAGUCUCCCUCCAAUCUGGCAACCCUCUGCUAUAAAGCGGUGGAGAGACUGGUGUUGAACGCAGACUCCAGCUGUGUGUGCGAGAGAGACAGACGGACUGUGCUCAGCUGCACUCGUCUGCUGACCCGGAUGCUGCCGUACAUCUUUGAAGAUCCGGACUGGCAUGGAUUCUUCUGGUCUACUGUACCCAAGGCUGGCAAAUCUGGGGAUGAAAGUGAGGAUGAAUCCACACGACCGUUGGCGGAGUCUCUCCUCACAGCUACAGCUGAUCUGCUGUUCUGCCCGGAUUUCACUGUGGAGAGUAACCACAGGACCAGUGCGGAUGCCACUGGUGAUGUUCAGUCCAUAGACAGCUGUGAGUUUAUUUGGGAAGCAGGAGUUGGAUUUGCUCAGGCUCCGCCCCUUAACCACACCCUCGAUUCCAACAGGACAGACUUAUUGAAGCUUUUGUUAACAUGUUUCUCAGAAGACAUUUACCAGUCUCCAUCUGACAAACACACAAUCAAUCCUUGGGUGUCGUUCUUUUGCUCAGGAGAAAACAGACAUGCUCUGCCGCUCUUCACUUCUCUUCUUAACGUGGUGUGCGCGUAUGAUCCCGUCGGAUACGGCCUUCCCUACAAUCACCUGAUGUUCUCUGACCAGCGGGGGGCGCUAGCAGAGCUGGCGCUGCAGGUCUUAAUCGUCUCAUUAGAGCAAGAGUUCAAUGACACCAGUAACACAAACACCAGCUCGACCCCGAGCACAGAUCCCGACCGCACCUUAUCUGACACGAACGUGAAGACGCCUGCUGAGGGAAGCCAGGCUACACGAGGCGAGAAUUUGUUUGUGAACUACCUGUCCCGGAUUCAUCGAGAGGAGGACUUUCAUUUUAUCCUGCGAGGGAUCAGUCGACUGCUGAAUAACCCGCUGCAGCAGACGUAUCUGCCUCACUCCUGCAAGAAGAUUCAGUUUCAACAGGAGCUGCUGGUGCUCUUCUGGAAACUCUGUGACCUCAACAAGAAGUUUUUGUUUUACGUGUUGAAGAGCAGCGAUGUGCUGGAGAUUCUGGUGCCAAUUCUGUAUUCUCUGAACGAUGCCCGAGCCAAUCAGUCACGUGUUGGUCUGGUGCACAUCGGCGUCUUCAUCCUGCUGCUGUUGAGCGGCGAGAGGAAUUUCGGCGUGCGUCUCAAUAAGCCGUACAGCGUGCGCGUGCCCAUGGACAUCAGCGUGUUUGCCGGGACUCACGCGGAUCUGCUGAUAGUGGUUUUUCAUAAGAUAAUCACUAGCGGACACCAGCAACUGCAGCCACUCUAUGACUGUCUGCUCACCGUCAUAGUCAACGUGUCUCCGUACCUGAAGAGUCUGUCGAUGGUAGCCGCUAACAAACUGCUGCACCUGCUGGAGUUCUUCUCCAGUGGCUGGUUUCUGUUCUCCUCGCCGCGCAACCAUCACCUGGUUUUCUUUCUGCUGGAAGUUUUCAACAACAUCAUCCAGUAUCAGUUUGAUGGGAACUACAAUCUAGUCUACGGCAUCAUCCGCAAGCGCAGCCUCUUCCACCAGCUGGCAAACCUCCCUGCAGACGUCAUCUCCAUCCAGAAAGCUCUGCAGAGGAGAAUCCGGAGCAACAGUAACGCUGUCUUCAUGGAGUCUAACAACAAUGUAUCGCCCAGCGAGGGAGCGUUUAAAACCACGCUGGUACAAACAGGCACGCUGAAUGCCAGCCUAAAGGCAACACCGGGCAUUGAUAAACUAACAGAGAAGUCACAGGUGUCUGAGGACGGAAGUACCCUGUUACGACAGCACGGUGACUCUGCUCACAGCCAAUCAGAUCACAGCCCUCAAACAGGAGUCCCUGAAUCAACCUCAGGGGGAGUUGACAAGUCCAUAAACGGAGAUUGUGAUGGAAAGAACAUUGGUGUGUCCUGUACCGCAGACUGGGGUCCAACUCCAGAUUGGGUCCUCUCCUGGAAGAGUAAACUUCCUCUUCAGACUAUAAUGAGGCUUCUGCAGGUGCUGGUCCCGCAGGUGGAGAAAAUCUGCAUAGACAAAGGUCUGACGGAUGAGUCUGAGAUCCUGAAGUUUCUACAGCAUGGAACUCUGGUGGGUUUGUUGCCGGUUCCCCAUCCCAUCCUCAUCCGCAGGUACCAGGCCAACGAGGGCACAGCUCUGUGGUUCCACACAUACUUGUGGGGCGUCAUUUACAUACGUAAUGUGGAUCCUCCUGUUUGGUACGACACUGAUGUCAAACUCUUCGAGAUCCAGACAGUUUAAAGACUUGAAGAAUUACAUAAACUCUCUUCAUUCCUCCAGUCAGAACACAC